This is a messenger RNA of Anopheles aquasalis, 1568 nucleotides long. Its product is annotated as transmembrane protein 129. Gene Ontology annotation, biological process: protein ubiquitination. NCBI's taxonomy places the organism in Eukaryota, Metazoa, Arthropoda, Insecta, Diptera, Culicidae. Gene Ontology annotation, cellular component: membrane; endoplasmic reticulum. Gene Ontology annotation, molecular function: ubiquitin protein ligase activity. The record is from RefSeq and is a predicted model, not a curated record.
UGCAGUUCGCGUCCGGAAAAUGGCCACAGAGUUUGAAAUAUGACCAAAGAAGGUAAACGGUGCCAGACUCCAAGUUCCCGGUGACCAUCCCCAGCCCAUACUCGAGUUCAGUGCCCGGCUCGGUGAGUUUUCGUCGUUUCGCAACGCCUGGCUAACUUGAGAAGCAAAAUCAAAACAAAAGUUGUCGUGGAGUGGGAUUUGUGUGAUUAGGCCACGCGCAGCCUGUUAACCGUUGGCCAUUAUUGUCCUUGCGCUUCCCGAGAUGGAUCCCGGCGUGCUGUACACGCUCGUGUACCUGGUGCUCUGUUUUUUCAUCAUCUUCCCCACGACGGAGAUCGAAUCUUUCGGUUUGACCGUGGAUAAUCUGUGUUCCCGCUACCUCACCGAUGAUAAUUUUGUGCAGUACCACAUGAAGCUCGCGACGGUCAAGAUGCUCAUCCACUUCACGAUGCCCGCCACGUACGUCGGCUACAUGCGCCUGUUGCGCUGGCUCAAUCCGGACGAUUUCGCUGCCCACGUCUCGCCAGUGAUGGUAUUUUUCAAUCACGACGGAUUGCUCCUUGGGGCCAUCAUUUUGCUGGCCGCGCUGGCUGUUACCAUUGCCCUGUACUGGGCCAGGGACGGUUGGAGCAAUGAUCCGACCGCAAAACACCUGCAGCAAUUCACCAACGAAACGACGAUGCGCGAUUGGCGCGCAGUGGCCACCAGCAUCAACGACGAGUGCAGAAGAAUUACAAAGAUGGUGGUUCGAUUGAACACUCUUUCGAAGCUGGUCGUGACCGAAAAUUGGAUGGUGGAAAUAAGACAAUAUGGAAUCAACGUAGCACAUCAGGACGCGGCCAUGAUGAUCGUGUGCGAGGUUCGCUUCAUCCCUAAAGCGCAAGAGAGAGAGAGAGUUCGUGCUUUCGUGCUUAAUGUCUGCUCUCUUCUCCUCUUUCCGCUGCUAACACAACAGGUCAACACUCAGGAUGUUAUCACGGACACGAUCGAGGAGUCACAGUUUGUGAACAUUACCGUCCAUCAGCUGCACCAGCAACGCCAGCAGGGCGCAGGAACCUCCAGCUUCAAACUCCGGCUGAACGGUGUGCACUACAACGAUCUACGCGAAAACAUCCGCUGUCCGGUGCACGUGCUACCGUCGGUCAAGUUUCAAAGCUUAACGGAUCGGUUCGUAGAAGCCUUCCGGGAGGUGAUUGCGCAGAAUGGCACCGUGGUACCGGUUGCCGGCGGUCCGAUCGCCGGUGAGAGCUGUAUGGCCUGCCUGCAAGCACAGCCAGACGUGAAGAUCGAGAAACGGUGCCUGGAUGUCGAUCAGGCGGGGAAUCAGCUACCGGCCGCCGAACGCUGUGAACCGUGCCGCUGUCGACCGCACUGGUGCCUUAGCUGUCUAGCGGUGUGGUUCGCUUCCCGGCAGGAACGUUCCGAAUGGAACACCUGGUUAAGCCGCAAAGCCACCUGUCCAAUGUGCCGGGCCCGGUUCUGUGUGCUGGACGUGUGCUAUCUAGAACCGAUACUGUUCAGCGCGAAUAAACACGACUCAUGACCACGGGUCACACGAUACACAAUAA